Molecule: messenger RNA, 1372 nt
Organism: Lagenorhynchus albirostris (white-beaked dolphin)
Lineage: Eukaryota; Metazoa; Chordata; Mammalia; Artiodactyla; Delphinidae
Gene: ADISSP
Product: adipose secreted signaling protein
Exons: 6
Coding region: 279-803 (174 amino acids)
Source: RefSeq, a predicted model, not a curated record
UCCUCUGGUUCUGCGCUGAGACCCCGCUGCUGCUGCCACCGCCACGGCUGCCGCCACCGCCACAGCUGCCGCCGCCGCUGUCGCGGUCGUCCCUGCCCUUCCUGGCUUCGGGGUGCUCCCCGCACGCCACAGGCCUAUUGGUGACCCUGACCCCUGCCCUCCCCACUCCCCAUGCAUCAGGCUUCUGCUGGUGUCCCUGGAGCAUGGGAAGCUGCUGAGCUUGACCAGUGGUGUCUGGCAGGAGCUGCGUGUCUCACCCUGUGGCAGGGAGGGCAUCCAUGGCUGCAGCCAACAAAGGCAAUAAGCCCAGAGUCCGGAGUAUCCGCUUUGCGACAGGCCAUGAUGCAGAAGGCUCCCAGAGCCAUGUCCACUUUGAUGAGAAGCUGCAUGACUCUGUGGUCAUGGUCACCCAAGAGAGCGACAGCAGCUUUCUGGUCAAGGUUGGCUUCCUGAAGAUCCUGCACAGGUAUGAGAUUACCUUCACUCUGCCCCCAGUGCGCAGGCUGAGCAAGGAGGUCCGAGAGGCACCUGUCCCCAGCCUGCACCUCAAGCUCCUCAGCGUCAUGCCCAUCCCAGAAGGUUACAGCAUCAAGUGUGAGUACUCAGCGCACAAGGAGGGCGUCCUCAAGGAGGAGAUGCUGCUAGCCUGCGAAGGUGGCACCGGCACCUGCGUGCGCGUGAUGGUGCAGGCGCGCGUCAUGGACCGACACCACGGCACACCCAUGCUGCUAGAUGGUGUCAAGUGCGUGGGUGCUGAGCUAGAAUACGACUCAGAGCACAGUGACUGGCACGGCUUCGACUGAGGCCCUCGCCCCCACCUGCCUCGGGGCCUCUCAGCCUUAAACCCCACCUCGUCUCCUCAAAUGCUGCGUGAUGGUGUGGCUUCCUCACCCUUCCCAGGGAUGGGCAUGGAGGUGGAGGGUCCAAGGGCCUCCAAGCUGGAGCCUCGCCCACACCUCUCACCUCAUUUGUGCCACCUCCCUGCCUCUCCAGCAUCCUCCUCUCCCACUUCCUCCUCUCUGUGUGCCUCAGUCUCCUGCUGGAAGAAAUGGGCUGAGCCCCCAAGGAGGCUCUCUGAGGAGGGAUGGAGAGGGCCUGGGGUGGGUUCUACCCACCCCCCUACCCCAAGCCAUAGGGGCUGUAGCCAGGGCCUAGGAGAGGAGGGAGCUGGCUCUGUGGUGUAGCUGCCCCCAUUACUGCUGCUGUCGUCUUGCUUUAGCCAUCUCUCCUGUCCCCUCCCUCUUUCCCACUGCCGUCCAUGGUGAGGAGGAGGGAGGUGCAGUUCCCAAUCCCUACCCCCCCCGGUCUGUGUUUCUUGGUUUUUAAACAACUGGUUGGGAUAAAACCCUAAAGAAAUAAAACUUCCAGUGGA